AUGUACAUAGAAGUAAACGGGAAGAGUGAAGCAACAUGUCUCGCUAAUGGAACAUGGUCAUACUAUCCUCAGUGCAAACGAGAGUGCGAACCAGUCAGCUUAGAAAAUGGAAAGGUAUCUGGGAACAUGCUAUCAUUGGGGUCUACGGUUUCAUUCGAAUGCGACCAGAUGUACAUAGAAGUAAAUGGGAAGAGUGAAGCAACAUGUCUUGCUAAUGGAACAUUGUCAUACUAUCCCCAGUGCAAACGAGAUUGCAACGGGCCCACACAACACAUUAGUAAUGCAACGCUUAGCAACGGCAAGACGUAUGAAGGUCAGCGCAGAACAUUCGUAUGUAAUGCAGGAUUAAUAUUGCCCAGUGGAGAUAAUACCAUGAAAAUAACGUGCAGGUCUGAUGGCCAAUGGUCAACCAUGUUUUGUCCAACAGAAACAGAUGAAAACAACACAUGCAAUGGUUGCAUACUCCCAAGAGAUUGUCAAGACAGACAAGGUCUUAAUGAUUCUUCGCCAACAGCACUGUAUGACAUACAUCCUGUAGACAGCAGUGGCUUCGAAGCGCGUUGUGACAUGGAAACGCCCCCUGGUGGAUGGACCGUGAUACAGCGCAGAGUAUCUGAUAGUGAUUUCAGAAGAGACUGGGAAGAAUAUAAAGAAGGAUUUGGUAAUCUGAAUGAAAACUUCUGGUUAGGCAAUGACAAAAUAUGGAGAUUAACAAAAGGUGGACAUUACAAACUACGAGUUGACCUUGUAGAUCAGAACGGAGGUGAAGGCUAUGCAGAGUACAGUUCAUUCUCUAUCGGAGAUGAAUCUUCUAAAUAUACAUUGAAUAUUUCAGGACACAGUGGAACAGCGAAUGACAGCUUGAUAACAAGGCAUAACGGACGGAAGUUUAGCACUUUUGAUCAAGACAAUGACAUUCACAAACACAAUUGUGCAGAUAGAUUUGCAGGAGGUUGGUGGUACAGUAACUGUCAAUCUUCGAACCUGAACGGACCUUAUGGCAGUCAAGUAGAUAAUAAAGGAAUGACUUGGAAAGGUUGGAGAAAUACAUCAGUGUUUAUGACAUUCACAGAGAUGAAAAUACGUCGGGGAUAA
Mercenaria mercenaria is the source of this 1095-nucleotide messenger RNA. Its product is annotated as fibrinogen-like protein A. The record is from RefSeq and is a predicted model, not a curated record. NCBI's taxonomy places the organism in Eukaryota, Metazoa, Mollusca, Bivalvia, Venerida, Veneridae. The transcript has 4 exons. Bases 1 to 1095 code for a protein of 364 amino acids.